UCACCCCCGCACCGGCCCGCACCCAUCCGCCUGGAUAUAUAUACAGAUUACAUGUAGAUUAUUAUAGUUUUUGAUAUUGCGAUGCAAUGCACGUAUUAAAAUAGCAACGAAUGUACAACAAAAUUUUCGUUUCUUUCAUUUCACUGAAUGUAAAAGGGGAAAAGUCAUGGUAAAUGUCACAAAAGGAAUUUUGGUUGAAUGCGAUGCAGCUAUGAAGGAAUUUCUUUUACAUCUGGACGAGACUUUAGCCUUAGGACGAAAAUUUAUAAUUCAAGAUCUGGAUGAAAGACAUUUGUUUAUUUCUGUUGACAUCUUAGAUACUUUGCAAGCAAAAGUAGACGAUCUUAUGGAUCAAAUAUCGUUUCCAAUAGCAGAGAAAGGAAUAUAA
This is a messenger RNA of Hylaeus anthracinus, 388 nucleotides long. RefSeq names its product general transcription factor IIH subunit 5 (gene Tfb5). The record is from RefSeq and is a predicted model, not a curated record. Gene Ontology annotation, biological process: nucleotide-excision repair; transcription initiation at RNA polymerase II promoter; nucleotide-excision repair, preincision complex assembly. Lineage: Eukaryota; Metazoa; Arthropoda; Insecta; Hymenoptera; Colletidae. The transcript is spliced from 2 exons. The coding region runs from base 167 to 388 and encodes 73 amino acids. Gene Ontology annotation, cellular component: transcription factor TFIIH core complex; transcription factor TFIIH holo complex.